AUGGAGAGAAAUGGUGGUGCUGCUGCAACGGCCACGCCCUCAUGGGAGGAGCUCCUCGGAUCCAACAAUUGGUCCGGCCUCCUGUCCCCGCUCGACGAAGCCCUCCGCGAUCACCUCCUCCGGUGUGGCAGCUUCUGCCAGAUCGCCGGAGACUCCUUCAUUUCCGAUAGUCAGUCCAAUAACGUCGGCAAGUGCCGCUACUCUCCUGCCAGCAUCCUCCGCCAACUUUUCUUCAAGGAAACCGCGGAUUACGUAGUCGACGUACUGUCCAACGUCGACGGCUACCUCUACACCACCAUAGUCCUAGAGACCAACUGGAUGGGCUACGUCGCCGUCUCCAGCGACGACCUCUACGAAAGAACUGGCCGCCGUGAGAUCUACGUCGCGUGGCGCGGUACGAGCCGGCCGCUGGAAUGGUUGGUGGACUUGGACAUUUCUCUCGUGCCAUUCGGCGGCGAGGGCGAUGUUAAGAUCAUGAAAGGCUGGAGAGACAUCUACACCACGAAAAAUAUAAUCGAACAGAUUCCCAGCGCACAGGAGAAGUUAAAAGCUGUGAUAAAAGAGUACGUGGAUUUGUACAAAGAUCAGAAUCCGUCCAUCAUCUGCGUCGGUCACAGCCUCGGCGGCUCCCUCGCCAUAGUCAGCGCUUUUGAUAUAGCGAACAGCGGACUGUCCGAGAUCAACGGCAAUGAUCAUAUUCAGGUAUGCGCUGUGGCGUUCGAUGCCCCCAGAGUCGGGAACCAGGCGUUCAAUGACGCCUUGGAGAAACUACCGAAGACAAAAGUUUUAAGAAUCAACAAUAUUAAGGACAUUGUCGCCUAUUGGCCGCCGUGUGAUGGCUACGUCGACACCGGUAAAAUUUUGCACAUUAAUUCUGAGGAAUCAACGUUCUUGAAGAGUAAGGGAGACUACGAAGGAGAUCAACUGCUUGCGAAAAUAGCUCAGUGGCACGCGCUGCAAGUGAUUCUACACACCGUGACCGGCUGGAGCACAGAAUUCGACAACGACUCCAAGCUUGUGAAGGCGAGACUGCCGCUGGUGAACAGGUCAGCGGGGCAUUUGAAGGCUGAGCAGAGAGUGCUCGAGGGGUGGUGGGUAGAGAAAAACAAAGGGAUGGCAUACGAUAAGGAAAAGGACAUAUGGUACGAGAGACCGGUGCAGUGGAACGAAUAG
Messenger RNA from Zingiber officinale, 1173 nucleotides. RefSeq names its product phospholipase A1-II 5-like. Bases 1 to 1173 code for a protein of 390 amino acids. Gene Ontology annotation, biological process: lipid metabolic process. NCBI's taxonomy places the organism in Eukaryota, Viridiplantae, Streptophyta, Magnoliopsida, Zingiberales, Zingiberaceae. The transcript has a single exon. The record is from RefSeq and is a predicted model, not a curated record. Gene Ontology annotation, molecular function: glycerophospholipid phospholipase A1 activity.